Messenger RNA from Alternaria triticimaculans, 1113 nucleotides. RefSeq lists its product as uncharacterized. NCBI's taxonomy places the organism in Eukaryota, Fungi, Ascomycota, Dothideomycetes, Pleosporales, Pleosporaceae. The record is from RefSeq and is a predicted model, not a curated record. The transcript has 3 exons. The coding region runs from base 1 to 1113 and encodes 370 amino acids.
AUGGACCCAGCUGCGUUCGCACAAUCCUCGCCAGAAGAGCAGGCUACAUACCUAGCCGCGCUUUUGGAGGGUCCAGCUCUAGAGCCACCCCUGGGUACGACUUCAAACUUCGACCACCCAGGCGGAAGCCAUGCCAUUGGCUAUGGUGUUGUCUUGCUCGGAAGCAUUGUCGCUGCACUUGCGGUUCUGCUUCGGCUGUGCUCGAGGGCGCUCUUGCGGACAUUUCGAGUGGAGGAUGCGCUGCUGCUAUCGGCUCUGGGUCUCUAUGCUGGACACUCAUAUGUCCUAUAUGAACUCGCGAUAUUCCCAGGCUUCGAAGUUCAUCAGUGGAAUAUCCAGUUAAAAAACAUGUUGCCAAUCCUUUACCAUGUUCAUAUAGGCUCAAUGUUUUACGGCUUGGUCAUCAUGCUCCUGAAGGUAGCCAUCUUGCUCGACUGGCUCAAGACCUUUGUACCUCGUGGCCAGCGCAACGCCAUGUUCUGGAUUUCUCAUGUCAUGAUCUGGGCGAACAUUCUUUUCUAUGGGGUCGGCACCGUGGUCGAGAUCGUCCAGUGCACUCCACGGACCAAGAUAUGGAAUCCUUUGAUAGGAGGAAGAUGCCCGAUCGACAUGAGAAGUCACAACAUGGCUGCGGGUAUCGUCAACCUCAUCUCCGACCUAGUCAUCCUAGGGCUGCCGCAGAGGGUGAUCUGGCAGCUGCACAUGUCGCGCGCCAGCAAGAUUGGUGUAUCGCUUCUCUUCGGUGUUGGUAUAUUCGCCUGUGCCAGUGCAGCGGUGCGCCUUUAUUACAUCUACAGACUAUUGCACACAUCCGACCAGCUGUAUAUAGUCUCCAUCGCGGGUCUUUGGGGUGUAGGCGAGAUGACGGCUGGAUUUCUCAUCAUAGGCUUCCCAUCGCUUCCUAAAGUCGUCAAGGCCCUGCCGUUCUCGGAUUCUGUCGUCUCGCUCUUGCGACAGAUAACGCGGCCGGGCUCAAGCGGUCAGGGCGAGACGCGUCGCGGGUUGCCGUCGUGGCACAAAGCCGCACCGCCAAAGAAGCGUCGCGACCAGUUCGAUGUCAGCGAGGUGAGCGAGUAUGAUCUUCCGAGGGCUCACAUGAACGACAGGCGCUAG